Molecule: messenger RNA, 3503 nt
Organism: Rhineura floridana
Lineage: Eukaryota; Metazoa; Chordata; Lepidosauria; Squamata; Rhineuridae
Product: protocadherin-11 X-linked-like
Exons: 5
Coding region: 83-3232 (1049 amino acids)
Biological process (GO): homophilic cell-cell adhesion
Cellular component (GO): plasma membrane
Molecular function (GO): calcium ion binding
Source: RefSeq, a predicted model, not a curated record
CAACAUCUGGAGAGCACCAGAUUGGAGAAGACUGGAUUUGUGAGCAAUGAAGUGUUUUUCAUGCUUGGAAUGUGCUGCAUGAAUGCACAAGGACACAGUGAGACUAGUUCUUCUUGGCAUUCAGUUGGACAACUCCUUAGCCAUUCUGGAGAUGGACUUGCUUUCCGGGACCUACCUCUUGGCAGCCUUAUUAGCCUGUAUUGUGUUUCAGUCUGGUGCUCAGGAGAAGAAUUAUACGGUACGGGAGGAGCUGCCAGAAAAUGUCCUAAUUGGCAAUUUGCUUAAGGACCUCAACUUGACUCUGGACCCCGAUGUGCCCCUUUCAUCGCCCCUUCAGUUCAAGCUUGUGUAUAAGACCGGGGAUGUUCCGCUGGUCCGGGUGGAGGAGAAUACCGGAGAAAUAUUCACCACUGCCAAUCGCAUCGACCGGGAAAAGCUUUGCUCUGGCAUUUUUAGCGAGAACCGUUGUUUUUAUGAGGUGGAAGUUGCCGUCCUGCCUGAUGAAGUUUUCCGGUUGGUCAAGAUCCGGUUCCUGAUUGAGGAUAUAAAUGACAAUGCCCCUCUUUUCCCAUCAACGGUCAUUAAUAUUUCCAUCCCUGAGAACACGGCCAUCAAUUCCCGCUAUUCUGUCCCGUCUGCUCUUGAUCCCGACAUUGGAGUGAAUGGGAUUCAGCACUACGAACUCCUUAAGCCCAAAACAGCUCCGAAAAGGACCUUUGGAUCCAUUACAAAUGAACAGGGUCAAAAUGUAUUUGGACUUGAUAUAAUUGAGACACCUGAGGGGGACAAGUGGCCCCAGUUGAUAGUCCAGCAGAUCCUUGACAGGGAGCAGAAGGAUACCUAUGUGAUGAAGAUUAAAGUGGAAGAUGGUGGUAACCCUCCACGAUCCAGCACUGCUAUUCUCCAAGUAACAGUCACUGAUGUGAAUGACAACCGCCCAGUGUUCAAGGAGAAUGAUAUCGAAGUCAGUGUUCCUGAAAAUGCCCCUGUAGGCACCUCUGUUUCUCAGCUUCAUGCCACUGAUUCUGACUUGGGGUCAAAUGCCCAGAUCCACUUCUAUUUCAGCAGCCAGAUCUCCACCUUGGCCAAAAGGCUGUUUGCCAUUGAUAACACCACUGGUCUUAUCACCAUCAAGGAGCCAUUGGACCGGGAGGAAUCUCCAGUACACAAGUUAACAGUCUUGGCAAGUGACGGCAGUUCAACGCCCUCAAGAGCGACGGUAACAGUGAAUGUCACAGACAUUAAUGAUAACAUCCCAUCAAUAGAUACAAGGUACAUUAUCAAUCCAGUGAAUGGGACUGUGCUUUUGUCGGAGAAAGCACCACUCAAUACUAAAAUUGCCCUGAUUACAGUAAUGGAUAAGGAUGCUGACCUUAACGGCAAAGUCACCUGCUUCACAGACCAUGAUGUGCCAUUCAGGUUAAAGCCUGUGUUUGAUAAUCAGUUUCUGUUGGAGACAGCCACAUUCCUGGACUAUGAGGCCACCCGGGAAUAUGCCAUUAAGAUAGUAGCUUCUGAUUCAGGGAAACCACCUUUGAACCAGUCUGCAAUGCUCCUCAUCAAAAUCAAGGAUGAGAAUGACAAUGCACCAGUGUUCACACAGCCCAUUAUUGGACUCUCUAUCCCUGAGAACAAUGCUCCUGGCACCCAGCUAACUAAGAUUAGUGCUACUGAUGCUGACAGUGGCCGCAAUGCUGAAAUCAGCUACAUGUUGGGUCUGGAUGCACCCCCCAUCUUCAACCUGGACCGUCGUACAGGCAUUCUGACAGCCGUGAGAAAACUGGACAGGGAAAAGCAGGACAGAUAUUCAUUCACUGUGCUAGCUAAAGAUAAUGGAAUGCCUCCCUUGCAGACCAACGCUACUGUGACAGUUUCAGUCUUGGACCAAAAUGACAACAGUCCUGCCUUCACCCACAAUGAGUAUAAUUUCUAUGUACCAGAAAACCUACCCAUGUAUGGCACUGUUGGACUGAUCACUGUGACAGAUGCAGACUCUGGAGAGAAUGCAGCCGUGACCUUAUCUAUAUUGAAUGGCAGAGAUAAUUUCAUUAUUGAUCCCCUCACUGGAGUCAUAAGGCCUAAUAUUACUUUUGACAGGGAGCAGCAAGGUUCUUACACCUUUCAGGUGAAGGCUGUGGAUGGAGGAAGGCUACAACGCUCAUCAACUGCCAAGGUGACCAUCAAUGUGGUUGAUGUGAAUGACAAUAGGCCUGUAUUUGUCAUACCAUCAUCUAACUACUCGUAUGACUUGGUUCCAGUGACUACUAGCCUGGGCUCUGUAGUCACAAAGGUGUUUGCCAUUGAUAAUGAUACAGGGAUGAAUGCAGAGCUUCGCUACAGCAUUAUUGGUGGAAAUUCAAGGGGAUUAUUUAUGAUUGACCAGUUAACAGGCAAUGUUACUUUGAGAGAGAAGGUCAUAUCAGCAGAUCAUGGGUUACAUAGACUGGUUAUCAAAGUCAAUGAUUUAGGACAGCCUGAGUCACUAUAUACUAUAGCAUUGGUGCAUUUGUUUGUGAAUGAAACGGUCACCAAUGGAUCCUAUGUCCAAGAGUUAGUGCACCGAAACAUGGAGACACCAGUUGGCCAAAAUGUUGGGGAUGGUGAGAUAACCCCACAGACCAAUGACUAUGUCAAGAUCAUAAUUGCAAUCAUUGCAGGCACCAUGACGGUAAUACUAGUCAUCUUCGUGACUGCGCUGGUACGAUGCCGCCAAACGCCUAGGCACAAGGUUGUCCAGAAGAGCAAGCAGAGUGGCGAAUGGGUUUCUCCAAACCAAGAAAACCGUCAGAUCAAGAAGAAGAAGAAGAAGAAGAAGCGUUCUCCCAAAAGCCUCCUUCUCAACUUUGUGACAAUUGAAGAAUCGAAGCCCGAUGAUCCUGGCCAUGAACACAUCAAUGGCACUUUGGACAUUCCCGUGGAGCUAGAAGAACAGACUAUGGGAAAAUAUAACUGGGCCACCACACCAACCACCUUUAAGCCUGACAGCCCAGAUUUAGCAAAGCACUACAAGUCUGCUUCCCCACAGCCCACUUUUCAAAUUAAACCUGAGACUCCAGUGCCACCAAAGAAGCACCAUGUCAUUCAGGAACUGCCUCUGGAUAACACCUUUGUGGUGGGCUGUGAUUCACUCUCCAAGUGUUCUUCCAGUAGCUCGGACCCUUACAGUGUCUCUGAAUGCAGCUGCCAAGGAGGGUUCAAGACUCCAGGCUCCAUCCACACCAGACAGCUCUGAACGUCUUCGCAUCAGCUGUUAAGUACUGAAGUCAUACACAAUGAUGUUAAGCCAGCAAACAUGGAAAUAUGGGAAUAGCACGAGAAGGCCCUUUGUCCUCUCUCCCUGAUUGCUGAAGAAUUUUCUCGUCUGAUCUCCAGAGGGGUUUUCGAAGUGGCGUUGAACUGUUCAAGCUGCCCUACUGAAAGGUAUUCAGGGCGAGAACAUUUAAGAGAAAAGGAAAGAAAAGAAAGACAAAGAGAGACUAUAGCUGUUCUAUAAUGUGGUUUUG